Messenger RNA from Microplitis demolitor, 996 nucleotides. RefSeq names its product golgin subfamily A member 6-like protein 22. Bases 1 to 996 code for a protein of 331 amino acids. NCBI's taxonomy places the organism in Eukaryota, Metazoa, Arthropoda, Insecta, Hymenoptera, Braconidae. The transcript has 5 exons. The record is from RefSeq and is a predicted model, not a curated record.
AUGGAGAGUGAAAUAAAACGUUUAAAAGACGAAAUAAAAAAAGAGAUGAUUCAAAAAUUCGGAAAAGAAAUUUCACUGACUUCAUUGUAUGAAGCAGUACUGAGGCGAAUGAUUUAUGAUAUCAAAGCUGAUAUAAAAGAGAUGAUAAAGUCGUAUGACAAAGAAAUUAAUGAGGCGAAAAAAAAAUAUAGGGAGCAAGUAUUAAUACUAGAGAAUUUGAUGAGAGAUAAUACUGAAAAAUUGGGUUUGAUGGCUGCAUUGGAAGAGGAGCAAAGAAAAUUGAGAAAAAUAUUAAAACAUAACCCAGAGGAUGAAGAAAAAAUAAAAAAAGUUGAAAAAGAGUAUCAAGAAGAAUUAGCAAAACUUGAGAAAAUUUUAAAAACCCAACGGCAACAGAAGGAAUUAUUUCGUAAUGAAAUAAGAAAUUUGCGUUUGAAAUCUCGCCCAUUGCCGCCAGUUUAUCAGCGCAAGUUCACAAAAGUUCUCAGUCUAGAUGAAGAUUUCAAAUUUAAAGAAGACUUUAAUUCUCUGGAACAUAAUAAUGAGGCUGUCAUUAAAGAUAGAAGUAAUGAUCAAGACGACUUGAUUUCAAUUGAAUCCGACGAAAUAAAUACUGAGAGAAGAAAAUUACAAAGAAUCAUUAGAAGAAUUACUGAAUUGGAGUCGGAGUUAGAAAGUGCGGAGUCGAAUUUAUCAUUAAAUUGGGACGUGAAGCCUAAGAUUGAUGAAUUGUUGUCGAGUAUGGCGAUAAAGCGAGAUUCAUUUACUGUAAUUAGUCUGAUAAAUUAUUUAAGGGAAGAAGAUUCAGUUGAGAAGGCUGUUGACUACUUGGUAAAUAAAUUGUCCAAUUCUGACUCUGAUGUUACUAUGGCGUUACGAGAUUACGCCAGCAAGAUGUUGAGUGAAAUAAAAAUAAAUAUCGAGGCUUCACAGAGAAAUUUUGAGUGUGAGUCAGAUGAUAAUGAGGAGGCGAGUGAAAAAAAAUCAACUGACUAA